AUGGGCCUGAUCCCCCAGCAAGUGCACAUUUUCCGCAAUGGCCUUGUCAUCGGCGCAUGCUCGACCAUGUUCAUCAACGGCUGGCUAUUUGUCACACAAGUCUACUACAUCCCCGCCUUCUUCCAGUUAGCAUACGGCCUCUCGCCCGUCAAGUCUGGCGCCCUUCUCCUCCCUAUAACCCUGACUCAGACCAUUUCCAGCACCUUCUCAGGGCUAAUAGUGCAUUGGAUGGGGCGAUAUCGAGAAAGCAUUAUCAUCGGCUGGAUCACCUGGACAGUCGGCCUCGGUCUUUACUCUACCCUGGACACCGCCCACUUUGAUCUGGGCAAAGCCAUCGGUUACGGCCUGCUUACUGGAUUUGGCGUCGGCCAGACGCUGCAACCGUCGCUAAUCGCCAUACAAGCAGGAGUCGCCCGGCACGACAUGGCCGUGGUGACCUGCACGCGCAACUUCGUGCGCAAUCUCGGGUCUACGCUAGGUCUAGCUGUAGCUGCAACCGUCAUCAACUCGUCGCUCCAAUCUGUGGUAACGGGGCACUCUGCCGCCCAGGUUCUCGAUGACCCGGACGCAUAUCUCGCUACGGUUGCCGAAGGAAACCGCCAGGCGGCAAGAGAUGUGAUCUUGUCUGGGUAUUCUCGAGGUUUUCGGCACGUCUUUUACAUCAAUGCCUCGUUGAGCGCUUUGGGUGCUGUGAUUGCGUAUUUCAUGAUACCUCAGAUUACUCUUGAUCGGCCAGAUGAUGCUGCGCUGAACCAGCAACGGGAUCUCGAUUCGAAACCGAAGGAUGAAAAGUCUGCUGCUCAAGCUUGA
Didymosphaeria variabile is the source of this 810-nucleotide messenger RNA. RefSeq lists its product as uncharacterized. The record is from RefSeq and is a predicted model, not a curated record. Gene Ontology annotation, biological process: transmembrane transport. The coding region runs from base 1 to 810 and encodes 269 amino acids. The transcript has 2 exons. NCBI's taxonomy places the organism in Eukaryota, Fungi, Ascomycota, Dothideomycetes, Pleosporales, Didymosphaeriaceae. Gene Ontology annotation, molecular function: transmembrane transporter activity.